GAUAAACAUCUACAUCUCAGAAAUGGCAGAAAAUGAAAAUUCGUUAUCAUCUUCAAACAGCACUCAGGCAGGGGACUGGAACUACUACAACUGGUGCACAGAUUAUCCCACUGCCCCUGUUAUCUGGUCAGUAAUAUCUGGGAUCUGUUUCCUCUUGGGAUUUCCAGCCAGUCUGUGGGUCCUACACGAGCUCCUCCAGAGGCAAAGACAAAGAUCCACCAGUGACGUCUUCAUGCUCAGUCUGGCUGUUAUUGAUCUGACUUUCACAGCUCAUAUCCCAUUUGGUGUAUGUAAUUUCAUGAUAUGGCAAAUUAAGGAGUUAGAAGUUCUUUUAACCUUUAUCUACAGCUUAAGCAUCAGUGGUAGACCUCUGUUUAUGGCUUGCAUUUGUUGGGACUGUUAUGUCGCUGUGGUUUACCCCAUAGUGUACAAAACCAGUAAGAACCUCAUUGGAGUUAAGAAGGCAAUCACAAUAACAAUCUGUUUCACUACAGUGGUUGCUGGAUUGGUUGCAUGCACUAUAACAUGGUUAAUUACAACUCCUUUCAUAGCCAGUCCUUUAAUAGUGGCACUGCCAGUUAUCUCCUUCUGUGAUAUUUCCAUACUUCAAGCUCUGAAAAAAACGGACCCAACAGGAAAGAACAACAUCCAUCCACAGAAGAAACAAGCUCUUCACACCAUCACUAACAGCUUCAUCAUGACUUUCAUUGUCUACCUACCACCAGCGAUCAUUUUCUCAUUCGGAAAGCUGAUUCCGCUUACAGAAAUAGAGCGCUAUUGUUGUUUAGAUUUCUACGGAUUUUGUUUUAAUAUGGCUGGAUGUGUCAUUAUGCCUGUUCUGUAUCUGGUCACUGUAGGUAAGCUGGAUACUUUUAAGAACUGGUGGAAGAAAUAAACUACAUAGUGCAUACUGGAGCUAUUUUCUAUAUGGGUUGAACUUUGAACUCCAUCUGCAAUCUAAAACACUGAGCUUUGCUGUUACAGUUUCCCUCUCAUCAACAUUUUAAGAAAUACCUGCUAGUUCUAAGUACUAUUGCUGAUAGUUUCAGUUUAAUAUACUAUAGAUAAAUAU
Pangasianodon hypophthalmus (striped catfish) is the source of this 1072-nucleotide messenger RNA. Its product is annotated as lysophosphatidic acid receptor 4-like. The record is from RefSeq and is a predicted model, not a curated record. Gene Ontology annotation, biological process: positive regulation of Rho protein signal transduction; phospholipase C-activating G protein-coupled receptor signaling pathway. The transcript has a single exon. NCBI's taxonomy places the organism in Eukaryota, Metazoa, Chordata, Actinopteri, Siluriformes, Pangasiidae. Gene Ontology annotation, cellular component: membrane. Gene Ontology annotation, molecular function: G protein-coupled receptor activity. The coding region runs from base 23 to 895 and encodes 290 amino acids.